AUGUUCCUCGGAAUCAAAGCGUACAUUUUGCUCCUGCUGCUGGCUUUUCUUUUGACCUAUUCAGAUGCUUGGAAUUGGCAAAAUGUUCCACAAAAAAAUGUCCUACCAAAGCAAACCUGUGGAAAAAUAAGUCGACCAUCGAACGGCAGAAAAGCGGGACUGAAUGAGUUUCCCUGGAUGGCGAUGCUUCUGUAUUGGAAUAGAUACACUAAAGAAAUGAAACCCAAAUGUGGGGGCUCCCUGAUAAACAACUGGUACGUCCUGACCACAGCCCACUGUGUCAGAGAUCCUGGAAAUCCUGAUAUCGGCUCACCCCACAGAGUGCGCCUGGGCGAACAUAACACCGAAAUCGAUCCCGACAAAAGCUAUGUGAAUGGUAGAUGGUAUUACGCUCCCCGUUAUGUUGAGAUCAACGUGGCUGGGGCUAUUGUACAUGAGGAAUUCUUCCAUGGAAGUGCAUAUCGAAACGACAUCGCCCUGCUGCUACUCCAAGAACCUGUGGUUUAUUCCGCUGCAAUAAAACCGAUUUGUCUUCCGGACUUGAGCAUUGAAACAUCACAACAGCACAACCGAAUAUUUAAGGCAGCCGGCUGGGGAAACAACAGUCCAGUAUUGAUGCGCAGCAUCAUUAAGGAACUGCAUCCAUCUGACUUGAAGUGUAAGUCCCCGAUAUUCCAAUUCAAGACACAAAUAUGUGCACGGGGUGUCCUGAAUGACAUUGCUGAAGGGGAUUCCGGUGGUCCCUUAAUGGCCACCAUGAAACGAGGGAGGCAAGAGGUCAUGUAUCUAGCCGGCAUCAUCUCCUAUGGUUACAAAUCUGGCAAGAACAAGCCAUCAUAUUACACGAAAACUUCAAUGUAUGUUGAUUGGAUAACCAAACAUUUGUAA
Messenger RNA from Drosophila takahashii, 888 nucleotides. RefSeq names its product spaetzle-processing enzyme-like. The record is from RefSeq and is a predicted model, not a curated record. Gene Ontology annotation, biological process: proteolysis. Gene Ontology annotation, molecular function: serine-type endopeptidase activity. NCBI's taxonomy places the organism in Eukaryota, Metazoa, Arthropoda, Insecta, Diptera, Drosophilidae.